UCGAGAAUGAAUCAAUUUGAACACUUCCUCUCUUAGGGGAAGGAUCAUCAUACAUCUAUCUGCAUUGUUUGUAUAGCAAGAACUGCAAUGGCAGUUGCAUCAUUUUCUAUCAUCCCUCCUCCUUCACUCGGAUUCACUGGGGAUCGUACCCAUACAAUCUUCCCGAUACUCGCUUCUACUUCGUCGGCCUUCCUGGGAACGAACAAGUAUUCUCUGCAUCUUUCCUCUUCUCAAUUCAGUAAGAAGAUAUCUGUAAAGCGCCAUGGAACUAUGGUUAGGGCCGCAGCAGAUUACUAUUCCACUCUUGGGGUUUCCAGGAGUGCCAGCGGUAAAGAAGUCAAGGCAGCUUACCGAAGGUUGGCUCGCCAGUACCAUCCUGAUGUCAAUAAGGAAUCUGGCGCGACGGAAAAGUUCAAGGAAAUCAGUGCAGCAUAUGAGGUGCUAUCAGAUGACAAAAAGAGGUCAUUAUAUGAUCAAUAUGGUGAGGAGGGUGUAAGAAGUACUGUAGGAGGACAAGCUGGUGCUUAUACGACCAAUCCUUUUGAUCUAUUUGAGACAUUUUUCGGGUCUUCCAUGGGAGGUUUUCAAGGAAUGGACACAGGAUUCAGCACUCGUGGGCGUAGUACUGUUGCUAAAGGUGAAGACAUUCGAUAUGAUGUGACUUUGGAUUUUUCUGCUGUCAUAUUUGGAGCGGAGAAGGAACUUGAAAUUUCACAUCUUGAAGCAUGUGAAGCCUGUUCUGGAACUGGAGCAAAAGCGGGCUCCAAAAUGAGGAUAUGUUCCACUUGUGGUGGCAGGGGUCAAGUUAUGCGAACUGAGCAAACACCAUUUGGCUUGUUUUCACAGGUUUCAGUAUGUCCAAAAUGUAGUGGGAGUGGUGAGUUCAUUUCUCGAAACUGUAAUAAGUGUUCGGGUGAGGGGCGUGUGCGUGUUAAGAAAGACAUAACAGUUAAGAUUCCACCUGGAGUUAACAAGGGAAGUAUUCUCCGGGUGGUUGGAGAAGGUGAUGCUGGACCAAAAGGGGGUCCUCCAGGAGAUCUUUAUGUGUACCUAGAUAUUGAAGAGAUACCAGAGAUAGAAAGAGAUGGCGUAAAUCUACUUUCAACUGUUUCGAUUAGUUAUCUAGAUGCUAUAUUAGGCGGUGUUGUUAAGGUAAAGACAGUAGAAGGAAGCAUUGAUCUUCAUAUUCCUCCUGGUACUCAACCUGGACAUGUGCUUGUAUUGGCGAAAAAAGGUGUGCCAAAGCUAAACAAAUCGACACUACGUGGAGACCACCUUUUCACUGUUAAAGUUACCAUUCCUAAACGGAUUAGUGUGAUGGAGCGGGAAGUACUUGAACAACUCGCCUACUUCAAUGAGAAUCCCAAUGCCCGUACACAAGAGCGUCCUAAAAUUCAGCAAGCUGCUGAAAAGGCCAACACUCAAAACCACAAUGUUUCCAAGAAAACUGAUGAGAAAUCAGGAGAAGAAAAUGGUUUUUUGAAGAAGUUACAAGAAUUAGCUGGGUCUACUGCAAAAUGGUUCAUGGACAAUAUUCUUUAAGAGACUUCAAAACAUCUUGAGAAUAAGAUUUGAUGACAUUGUUUUAUUUAGAUAAUUUGAUAUUGAACUAAUAGACACAAAUAGAAGAAUUAGAAUAUUAUUAAGUAGGAUAAUUGUUAGUAAUUAAAUUAUAAUUUAUUCAUUUCAAUUUUAUUGUUUAAGAUUAGAUUGCAAAUAUUGUUACUAUUGUUAUUCAGAUAUGAUUAUUGGAUUUUGAGUUU
Molecule: messenger RNA, 1763 nt
Organism: Impatiens glandulifera
Lineage: Eukaryota; Viridiplantae; Streptophyta; Magnoliopsida; Ericales; Balsaminaceae
Product: chaperone protein DnaJ-like
Exons: 11
Coding region: 88-1542 (484 amino acids)
Biological process (GO): protein refolding; response to heat
Cellular component (GO): cytoplasm
Molecular function (GO): ATP binding; heat shock protein binding
Source: RefSeq, a predicted model, not a curated record